CAUCCUUUCGCGCGCGCGCCCACGCGUACCCCGCCAAAGCCCCCUUCAGCUGCCUGCCACUUCCCUUGACUCGCAAAAGUCAUUCACGAAUGCCCAGCGACGACGACGCUCUGACCCCGCAUCUCUCACAGAUUUGCUCCUCACCCUGUCACCCAGACUGCUGCCUGCCUGCCUGCCUGAUCGAGCCAUGUCGUCCGUGGGCAGUCCUUCGCGCGCGCGGCAAGCAGAAGAAGAUUCUCAAGAUUCGGGAGAAGACAUUGCAGGAGGAAAUAAGCGCGGACUAAUCGCUGGUAGCGAAGAGGAUGAUGACGAUGAUUCGAGCGAGGAGGAUGAGGAUGAUGAUCCGGAAGAAGCGCGCAGGAUCGCUCAAGGCUUCAUCGUGGAUGAGGAGGAGGAUGAGGAGCAGGAAGAUGACGACGAGCAGGAAAGGAGGAGAAAGAGGAAGCGGAGAAAACAAAAGAGGAGAAGACAGCUCGAGGAAGAGAAUGAGGAGCUGGACGAAGACGAUCUGGAUCUGCUGGCAGAGAACACCGGCGUCAAGCGGAGAAAAGAGGAGAGGAAACUCAAACGUUUUCGUCGAGGUUCGGCUACGCCCGAACCUCGUCCCUCUUCGCGUCCCGAAGAUCUGAGUCACAUGUUCGACGAUGAUGACGAGGAUGGUCCAGCUGCAGCUGUCACUGCAACUGCUAAAAGGCGCGCAGACACUGAUGAGGAGGAGGAGGAGGAGGAGGAGGAUGACGGCUUGCCAUCGGCUGCCAAUGCCCUUCGUCGUGCGACGGAUGCAAGAUCGAGGCGUGAUCGCGAUUUGGCCGCUCAAGCUGCUCCUUCUGGCUUCGAAGACGAGAUGGAAGAUUUCAUCGACGAUGACGAGGAUUCCGACAUGGACGCAUCCAUCUCUGACGGAGAGAGGGAAGCUCGUCGAGCAGAAAAGCGCAGAUUGAGAAAGGAGGAGAGGGAAGCGAGAAAGGCUUCCAAAUCCGGCUUGGACCUCGACCCCACGCGCGCGGGCAUCGAUCAGGAUCAGUGGGAAGAGCUCAAUGAUGUGUUUGGAAAUGGCGAAGAUUACGCUUGGGCUUUUAAGAAGGGUGAUAGGGAAGGCGAAGAGGGAGCGCUGGAAGAAGAAGACGAAAUGUACGAGGAUGAGCUGGCGGAUGAGCAGAGAAAGAAGAAGCUCGAGUUCAAAGACAUCUUUGAGCCGGCUGCGAUCAAGGAGCGCAUGCUGACCGACGACGACGACCGCAUCCGUCGAGCCGACUUUCCCGAGCGGUGGCAACUGGCACUGCCGGGCGAGGAUGGGCUGCAGCUGCUAGAGAGACAACUCACCUCUUCCGAGCUGGACGAUGCAGCUCGAUGGGUCAAUGCUCGCAUAUCGCAACGAUGCUACAGGCUCUUCCUCUCGCCCGAAGGCGAGUUCAAUCAGUUUUUGGGCGUCUGGCAGCAAUGCGUUCGCACGACUGUUGCGCACGUCCUGAACAAGCGCAGAGAUGCCAUGUAUCUGUACGUCCAUCAUGCGGACGAGCAUGAGCUCAGGACGCAGCACAAUUACGGCGCGGGAAAUAGACAGGGAGCUACGAUCAUCACGCUGCUCAACAGGCGCGAUUUGCAGAGCCUCGUCUCGGCUUGCUUGCGCUUCAAAUCCCUGCUGGCUCGCAAGGACAGCUUGAGAAGGCUGUUCGAGCGACUGCUUCAGGAUGACGUCAACGCCACUGAGGAAAAUCAGUCGUUGGCUGUCGCGCCGACCGUGCCCAAGGGAGCACCUAGUCAAGAGCAACGCAACGAGUUUGCGCAGCUGCUCGCGCGCGCAGAGAGCACGGAGGAGGUCGCGGAUGUGGCGGAUUGGCUCAAUAUGCAGUUUGGCCAGAAGCUGCGGGACGCGCAGGCUAUAGAGACGGGCCUGUCCCUGAAUGGCAGAUCAGCGACGACCUUCAAGAAGCCCGCGAUCGUCAGUCGAUACGAGCGCGUCAAAGCUACGAUGGCGUUGGACUUUGCUCGCAAGGUGGCCAUGCCCGCUGCGCACCUGUACAAGAAUUACGAAGCUCCGCACGGUAGACCGUACACUUGGCAAGAUCCGACAGAGGACCCAGCCACGCUAGCUGGUCAGUACUUUGACGCGGCUGCCAACAUGCUCUCGGCGGAGCGCGUCUUGGACGAAGCCAAGCUGCUGCUGGCAAACGAGAUAGGACGUGAUCCAUCCAUGAGGCAAGUGGUGCGCAGUCUGUUCAGAGACUUUGCGUUCGUCAGCGUCGCUCCGACAGAACGCGGCGAGUCGGUGAUUCACGAGGAACAUCCAUUCUACAAUUUCAAGUACCUGAUAUCGAAGCCCGUGCCCGAAUUCAGGGAGCAUCAACCUCCAACGGAAGGUCAGCUGGCUCCGGCCGUGCCGAAUCCUGUUCAAUUUCUGCUCAUGCUCGAGGCGGAAGAGAAGCUGCUGGUCAAUAUCGACGUUCGACUCUCUCCUCACCAGGUCCAAGGCUUUGAGGAUCGCUUGACCGCUAAUUUUGCAGGAGAACAUUCCACUGCGACUUCGUAUGCGUGGACGGACUUUAGGAGGGAAGUCAUCAAGGCUGCGUUGGAGGACUUUUUGCUGCCCGUGGGAAAGAUUUGGGUCAAGGAGUGGUUGAGAGAGGAGUGCCAAGACUGGCUUGGACGUGCUUGCGAAGUUCAACUGAGUAGGCGCAUCGAUUGCAAACCUUACCAGUCGAAAUCGAUGCAUGCUCGACUUCGCGACGAGAAGGACGCUCCGAGCCAAUGGGACGCGGAACAGGAUGAUGAGGACGACACGCUAGUCGGCGAUAAGCACUCUAGCACAGUCCCUUCUGUUCUCGCAAUCUCUGCUGGCCAAGGAGACCCGCGAAGAGACACUACGAAGGCCGUCUUCCUCAACGCACGCGGCAAGCUCAUCGAGGGCAGCACGUUUGAUGGACUUGCGCCUCCGCGAGGACACGCAAACGAUGCGGGUGUGUCCUUGCAGCGCAUCGACGAGCGCGAUCUAACAUCGCUGCCCAGCAAGGACAGAGAGACCUACCAAUCUCGUAUGGCCUUUAUCGACUUGCUGAAGAGACGAAGACCAGACGUUGUUGUGGUCAACGGCUUUAGCGCUCGCACCGUGGCGCUCAGAUCGCUGGUACAGCUUAUGGCUACCAAGGCAGAGGAAGAGCUCGUGUCAGAGAGCAGAUUGCCACCUCUUGGUACGCCGCAAGGCACAGCGGAGCGCGAAAAGCUCUGCAUCGACGUCAUCUCUGUGGACGACGAUGUUGCUCGUCUUUAUCAGCACAGCGCGCGAGCAGCCGACGAACAUCCCUCGCUGGACGUCUUGACCCGCUACUGCGUCGCUCUGGCUCGAUAUGCCCAAUCGCCGCUGAACGAAUUUGCGGCGCUGGAAGAGGGCGAUUUGCUUUCCAUUCGGUACGACGCCAAUCAGCAGCUCUUGCCCAAAGCCAAGCUGGCCAUGCACCUCGAAAGAGCCAUCUCCGCUUCGGUCUGCCACGCGUGCAUCGACAUCAAUCGAGCGUCCACGGACGCUUACUAUGCGGCUAUGCUCAAGUUCGUCAGCGGACUGGGUCCACGCAAAGCUACUGCGCUGAUUCAGACCAUCAAGGCUGAGCUAGAGGGUGUGGUAAUCAACAGGCUCAGCUUGCUCAUCGGCGCUCAAGACAGUCUGAUGCGCGAGAGCGACGUGGAGAUCUUGACGCUGGAAGUGUGGCACAAUGCGUGCCCAUUCUUGGUGGUGCGUGGAGUCAAGUCGCAAAGGUACCAGGGAUCGCCAGACGUGCUGGACGGUACGCGCAUUCAUCCGGAAAAUUACAGGUAUGCCAGGUUCAUUGCGUUCGACGCGCUGCAGAAGAACGAGGAGGAUCUGGAUCCGAACGAACAUCCUUCUCAGUUUUGCUCGGAACUGCUCAGGGAUCAGCGCCGCGAGGCAAAGGUGUCGACGAUCGAUUUGAGCGACUAUGAGGCGAAGCUUUUGCAGGAGCAGCAGGACAAGGGCGAAGCGCCCAGCAGGAAGCUCACCCUGCUCAACAUGGUUGCUCGGGAACUGGUCUAUCCGUGCGUGGAUGCGCGGGCCGCGUUUGUGCGCCCAACUUCGGACGCCUUGUUGUCUGCCCUCACGGGCGAAACGAGCCAAACGCUGUCUGGCAUUGUGGCCGUCACUGUGGUCAGCGUGCAGCCGGAGCACGCCAUCGUUCGACUAGCUUCGGGCAUCGAGGGCACAAUCAAUGGCGAGUACCUCAGGCCAUACCCUAGCGAGUACUACCAGAUGGAGCAGAUGCGACCUCCUUCUUUGCGGGACAUUGUCAAGCCGAUGCAGACCAUCAAUGCUCAGAUCAUCGAUGUGGACAAGGACACCUUUCGCGUCGAACUCACUGCGAGACCAGACCACUUGGAAAAUGCGGCGGCGCAUCCUAGCGGUAGAGCAGUCCUGCCUGAUCAACGAUACUUUGACCACGAAGCGGCGGCGAUGGCAAAGGCCAAAGCGGAGGAUGAGGUGCGACGAAAGAUGAAUUUGAGAAAUGUCAGAUCCAUCAAUCAUCCGUACUACAAGAACUUCAACUCGACUCAGGCCGAACAAUACUUGGCCGACUCCAAAUUUGACAUCGGAGAAGCAAUCGUCAGACGAAGUUCAAAGGGCAGUGACCAUCUGGCGGUGACGUGGAAGGUUGCGCCUGGCGUAUUCCAGCACGUUGAUGUCCUCGAGCUGGACAAGGAAAACGAGUACGAGUUGGGCCGAACGCUGCGCGUCGGCAAUAUGGGCUCGUACUCGGACAUCGACGAGCUAUUGGUCGGUCACAUUGCCCCGAUGGCUGCGAUGGUCAGGCAAUUGCUUCAUCACGAAAAGUACCAAGGCGAGGAAGCGCAAUUGGAUCAAGUCCUGACCAGCUUUACGCAAGCAAAUCCGAACCGCAGCACGUACGGUUUUGCAUUGGACCGGAAGCGUCCUGGCGCCUUUGUUCUGGGCUUCAAAGCGAAUAGGGAUGCAAAGAUUCAAAAAUGGCCCGUCAAGGUGCUCCCUGGUCGUUUCAAGCUGCUCGACACGGACCAUUUGCCCAACGUUACGGCGCUGUGCAACUCGUUCAAAUCGCAGUACACCUCGAUGGUCGGUAUGCAGCGCGGAGGCAGGACUCCAGGUGGAGGUCUCGGCGGCGCUACUCCGCGCGCAUUGGGUAUGGGCACCACACCCUACGGAGCUGGGCUUGGCUCUGCGACUCCUGGUGGGCCGCUAGGCGGACGCACGCCUGGACGCUACACGGCGUACGGUGCUGGAUCUGCUACUCCUGGUGCGCUGGGAAUGCGAACACCGUACGGUGCAGCAGCUGCGACGGGCUCCAUGACGCCCAGCGCUGCUGCUGCUGCUCGGCUGGGCGGCACUGGGCAGACGCCAAAUCCCUACGCGCGAACGCCCAAUCCUUAUGGAGCGCCAGCCACUCCGCAGCAUCAGCAGCAGCAAGGAGGACAAUUUGGAGCAUCGAGACCUGGCGCGCCUCCGGCAGCUCCGAUGGGCUUCGCAAUGCCACCUGGCGCUCCGCCCGCACCUCCUCCAGGCUUUCCCAACGCUCAACCUCCCGGUCCUCCUCCUUCCCGACCGCCUUCAAACGUGCAUCCCGACAGGUGGGCUAUGCAGCAGGGAGGCGCUUACUAAGGUGGGCGCCGGGGGGGCCGAGCGCAAAGCUGCAUCCAUUGCUUCCAUGGAAAAUGAGAAUGCGAGAAAAAACAAUGAUUCAUGCGUGUGUUGCGCACGUCGACCAUCAUGCACAGGUGCUCUGGUGCGAUCCGAGCUGGGCUAAGCGAAGGUAGGAACUAGUGCGCAACUACGCACCAUCGCUGAGAUGAGAUGAGACGAGAGC
Ceraceosorus guamensis is the source of this 5843-nucleotide messenger RNA. RefSeq lists its product as hypothetical. The coding region runs from base 188 to 5638 and encodes 1816 amino acids. Gene Ontology annotation, biological process: mRNA transcription by RNA polymerase II; transcription elongation by RNA polymerase II; nucleosome organization. Gene Ontology annotation, molecular function: DNA binding; nucleosome binding; histone binding. Gene Ontology annotation, cellular component: transcription elongation factor complex. The transcript has 7 exons. Lineage: Eukaryota; Fungi; Basidiomycota; Exobasidiomycetes; Ceraceosorales; Ceraceosoraceae. The record is from RefSeq and is a predicted model, not a curated record.